GUGCCGGUAUACAAAGGAGCUGCUGCACCGCUUGUUGCAAGAACGGAAAAAAAUGAACAAGCGUCAGAUUUCUUCGGCCGUGACGGUAUCGGUGAUCAGCCGCAUGCAUUUCCGGAGAUAGUCGCAACGGACGCGUUAUCUUUCGUGCCAGACAAACCAGCGGCUGUUGCACUUAUUGAACUUUUUAGGAAGACUCUCGACGUUACACUGAUUUGCAUUGGCCUUCUGACUAAUAUUGCACUGGCGCUCCAACUCGACCCAGCUUUCGCGAAAAUGCCGAGAGAAGUGGUAAUCAUGGGCGGUAACCUACACGGUACGUUUUUGAUAAAUAAUAGCCUUAUAAUUUGCUGGGAAACACCUUCACUUACCCUCCCUCUUAUCUCAACCAUUGCAAUUUUGUGA
This is a messenger RNA of Gongylonema pulchrum, 402 nucleotides long. The record is from the annotation of a GenBank genome assembly. NCBI's taxonomy places the organism in Eukaryota, Metazoa, Nematoda, Chromadorea, Rhabditida, Gongylonematidae.